Juglans microcarpa x Juglans regia is the source of this 1260-nucleotide messenger RNA. Its product is annotated as probable fructokinase-4. Gene Ontology annotation, molecular function: fructokinase activity. Gene Ontology annotation, biological process: fructose metabolic process. The coding region runs from base 57 to 1055 and encodes 332 amino acids. The record is from RefSeq and is a predicted model, not a curated record. Gene Ontology annotation, cellular component: cytosol. NCBI's taxonomy places the organism in Eukaryota, Viridiplantae, Streptophyta, Magnoliopsida, Fagales, Juglandaceae. The transcript has 4 exons.
CCAAAUCUCUCUUUCCUUUCUUUUCUAUUCACUAAAGCUAAUAAAACUCUCUGGCAAUGGCUUCGUCGCUGAGCAAUGGCGUGCCCGGGACAGGGAGCGGGCUGAUCGUGAGUUUCGGCGAGAUGCUGAUCGACUUUGUGCCUACUGUUUCGGGGGUGUCUCUUGCCGAGGCUCCGGGAUUUCUCAAGGCCCCCGGUGGUGCCCCCGCCAACGUCGCCAUCGCCGUCUCCAGGCUCGGCGGCAAGGCCGCCUUUGUUGGUAAGCUCGGCGACGACGAGUUCGGCCGCAUGCUCGCAGACAUCCUCGAACAGAACGGCGUCUCCGGACGCGGCAUCACCUUUGACCAGGGGGCCCGCACCGCAUUGGCCUUCGUCACCCUACGCGCCGACGGUGAGCGUGAGUUCAUGUUCUAUCGCAACCCCAGCGCCGACAUGCUCCUCCGUCCCGACGAGCUCGACGUCGAGCUCAUUCGAUCCGCUAAAGUUUUUCACUACGGAUCGAUAAGCUUGAUCGUGGAGCCAUGCAGAUCAGCACACCUAAAAGCGAUGGAGGUGGCUAAAGAUGCCGGCGUUCUACUCUCCUACGAUCCCAACCUGCGUCUGCCGCUGUGGCCGUCCGCGGAGGAGGCACGUACCCAGAUAAUGAGCAUAUGGGACAAGGCAGAGGUGAUUAAGGUGAGUGACGUGGAGCUGGAUUUCCUCACAGGGAGUGAUAAGUGUGACGAUGCGGCGGCGUUGUCACUGUGGCACCCAAACUUGAAGCUCCUCCUUGUCACUCUUGGUGAGAAAGGCUGCAGAUACUACACCAAGAACUUCCAUGGAGAAGUGGAGGCUUUUCAUGUUAAGACAGUGGAUACGACUGGUGCCGGAGACUCAUUCGUUGGUGCCUUACUCUGCAAGAUUGUGGAUGACCAAUCCAUACUUGAAGAUGAGCCAAGACUGAGGCAUGUGCUCAAAUUUGCAAAUGCAUGUGGAGCCAUCACAACUACCAAGAAGGGAGCAAUACCUGCACUUCCAACCGAGACUGAAGUCUUCGGUCUGCUCAAAGGGGCAUAAUACAAGACUUGGUGGUUGCAUCUAUUUUUCCUUUGAAGGACUUUUUUUGUUUGUUUUUCUUCGGCUUAGGAGUUGCUUUAAUUUCAAUUAAGGUUUCCAACCUCUCCCAUUUUCUACUCUUUUUUUUUUUUUUUUUUUUUUUUUGUUUUUCCUGCCUGUAACGAUUGAAUGGCUCGUCCAAAUAAAUGUUUUCUAAUGUUGUUUC